AUGUCGUCGCAGAGAUGUAUUUCUAGCGUCCAGGCCAUUGAUGCGGACUUGGCUUCAGAUUCAGGAAUUGCAGCUCGUAAUUCAUAUGAGUUAAUGGCAAGGCAAGUUGGUUGUAAAGAAUCAGUUGGAUACAUUAAGCUGGACCAACAAAAUUAUAUAAGGACCCACAGACAGAAUGAGCUUCAAUAUGGUGAGGCAGCAUGGCUCACCAAUUAUUUUGUCACUCAUGCUUGUGAUGAUCCUUCAUUUUUCUAUGUCUUACAGUUGGAUGCUGAACAGAUAAUAACCAAUAUAUUCUGGGCAGAUCCUAAAAUGAUAAUUGAUUAUGGCCAUUUUAGAGAUGUUGUAACUUUCGACACUACAUACAAACUUGUACAUGGCAACCGUCCCUUUGCAUUGUUUUUGGGUGUUAAUCAACACCGGGAGACGGCUGUAUUCGGGGCAGCCCUUAUGUAUGAUGAGACGGCAGAUUCUUUUGUGUGGUUAUUUGAUACUUUUUUGAAAGCGAUGUCCGGAAAAACACCAAAGACAAUUUUGACUGAUCAAGAUGCAGCAAUGGCGAAGGCUUUUGUGUAG
Molecule: messenger RNA, 576 nt
Organism: Cornus florida
Lineage: Eukaryota; Viridiplantae; Streptophyta; Magnoliopsida; Cornales; Cornaceae
Product: protein FAR1-RELATED SEQUENCE 5-like
Exons: 1
Coding region: 1-576 (191 amino acids)
Biological process (GO): regulation of DNA-templated transcription
Source: RefSeq, a predicted model, not a curated record